AUCGGGACUGUCUUGUGUGCUCUCGCUCGCCUCUUUGCCAAACUGGUGUGGUGACGAUGAUUUUCAUUGAUCAUUGCGACUGAACGAAACUAGCCAGAGCCAGAGCCAGCUAUAGUGAGUGAGUGGACGACGAACACAGAGCGUGCGAAGGAGGAGUUGUGCAUUCUUCUCGACCGAAGUAGGCGAAUUUUUAGAACGGAAAGUCCUGUUUAACGUCUCCGGGAGAUCAUUUCCGCCCCGUUACGAUCGUUGACCGUCCGAAGGUGGUCCGGAAGGGUUUAGUUGGUGCAGUUGCGACUGGUCGAAAGUCCAGGCCGUCCAGGGCGAAAAUCCGAGCGUGAAAAUUGUGUGAAAGAUUUACGUUCCUCUCUCUGUGCUGUGCUGUGCAUAGGUGUCUCGCUGUCUCUUUUUGGUCUUCGUGUUUUAGUGGUAUCGUGCCGUUUCGCUCCGGCCUGUGGCAGCUCGAAUCUUUUCUUUCGAUAAGUCGGUUCCUCCGCGCGCGUCCACCCCCGCGUUUGUGGCCCCCUGGUGGGCUGUGUGUUAUUUUACUUUUUUUUCCCAUUCAGCAGUCCGCGGAGAAGAAUAGUAUGUGUUCAGUGCGUGCGUGCGUGUAGUGGUGGUGCUACUGCUACUGAUGAUCAGGGCACACACGAAGGAAGGAAAAUAAUAUACAUCGCAGGUUUUGGAAUCCGAUUUCCGAAAAGCCAAAAAGCAAAAAAAGAAACGCACAGGAAAAGUGUUUCGUGGUUGGAAAUAGUUCUGGCGAAAGGAUUCGAUUUGGAAUUAACAGUGUCCGUGACGAAACGCGAAGAAUUGUCAGUUUACUAGAGUGCACCAGUGAACUAGGAAAGGUUUAAUCAAUCCUAGGAAGAAAAUCUCAAGGCAGAGGUAGUAUUAGUACAGGUGAACGAAGGAGGCAAGCAGAAGGCAAACGGAGGAGGAGAAGCAGCAGCAGCAGCAAAAAACAGGAUGUAUCUCAGAAGAAUCUACAUAUCGACGAUACUGUUGGCAUGUUUUAUGCUGACAGCACCGUGGUCCAGCGCCUUGGCACAGGAUGAACAGAAAUCAAAUAACCGCAACAGCCAGUCUCUGUCGGCAUCGUCGUCGUCGUCGUCAUCGUUUGGCGCGGGAGGCUCCAGUCCGAAUAAUGACAUCUACAUCGACGACGAAGGCCUCGAGGGUUCCGGAAGCAGAGGAGAGAUUCGCGACGAUCUAGAGAAGGAAGACGACGAAUCUUCCGGCUCCGGCUACGGCGACGAUGACGAGGACUCUUCCUCGCGAGGCUCCAGUCGCACCAGUGUCACGAACGUAGGCAUCGGCGGCGGUUCGAAAGGCAUCUCCGAAAGCGGCAGCUCAGCCGGAGGUGCAGGAGGCGCCGGUGGUGGUGCCGGUGGAUCAGGUGAUCAUGGGCUCGACGGUGGCGAAGAUGACGAAGAUGAUGAUCUCUACACUGAGACCAAAAGAACGUCCAUUGAUCUGGGCCCGACCGACGACGAAGAUAUGGUGCCAAUCGACACCGGAAAAUCGGGCGGCAGCGUAACGCACGGUCACGUGCCGGACGGAUCGGACCCGGAGAUCUACACGCCCCGCAUUCCGCCAACGGAGGGCGGCCACGACAGCAACAACCCGUACAGCGGCAGCGGUGUCUUGAUCAUGAACGCCAAGAAUGAGGACAGGACUGCGAGCUUCUUCGCGCAGCCGGGCAUUCUCGCAGCUGUGAUCGGAGGCGCCGUAGUCGGCCUGCUGUGCGCCAUCCUAGUGGUAAUGUUCAUCGUCUACCGGAUGCGGAAAAAGGACGAAGGAAGCUACGCCCUGGAUGAACCGAAGCGAUCGCCGACGGCCAACACCUACGCCAAGAAUGCCAACAAUCGGGAGUUCUACGCCUGAGACUACUCGAUCGACUCCAGUGAUGGUGAUUUGUAAGGUGUGCGUAAGUACGUGCAUCGACGUUGCUCUCCUUAAAACAACACACAACAAAAGCAGCCUACUUGUUGCCGAGUGAAGAAGAAGAAGAAGAAGAAGAAGAAGAAAAAAAAAGAAGAGGACAAACAAAAACAAAUAGUAAACACACGCGUUAGACUAGUGGAUCUAAGGAAGCUGCGGGUAGAUUGCUUUUCCGAACCACUUUCCGAGAAUUAUUCUGACCAGUGAGCAGAAUUUUUUAGAAAGUAUCACACCAUCGAGAGUUACACACAACGGAGUCACAACUGAACUGUAGAGUCGGGUCCGAACGGACGGACGAAGAAAAACAAAAUUCAAAGAACAAAAUUUAACGGUGAGAUGAUAUCUUAGUAGGCGAUUGAUUGAUUGUUUACUUUUGGUGAACGAAAGCGAGAGAGAGAGAGAGAGAAGGUAGGCACGGGGGGUGCGGUGCACCCGGUGCCUACCGAGCGCGAUAAGAUUCGACUUUUCAUUUCCAGUCUAAUAUUUUUCUCGAUUCUCGUUUUUUGUUUAGGACGGAAUAGUAGAAAUCGUGGCAACUGUUUAUUUUUUUUAAAGUAAUAUAACGUAAUGUAACGUUGCAGCAUUUAUUACGGAUGGCAGGCAUAUUUACUCAUUCUCAUACACAGUGAAAAACGCUGAAAAUUGAAAACAGGCAAAGUUUUAAUGUGUAAGGAAAAGGCUAAAAAAACGUUUAUAUAGGAGUAAAUAGAUGUUACAUAUUUAUAAUGGCAUGCUAAAUGGAAAAGUGGAAGCAGAUCAGAGAGCAAAUAAAGUUUAUUAUUUUUUUUUAUUAAUCAUACGCUAGCCUUCUUUUCUGUUCAUGUGUCAAGGAAACUAUUUUUAUUCGAAAACAAAUUUGAGAACAAAUAUAGGAGAAAUCUAAAACAUUGAAUAAUAAAUCUGUAAGUGAAGAAAGAUGAUUGAUACUUUAUUGUUAAAGUAUGGUAAUUAUAAUCCAUAAACGUAACGGAGGAAAAUGAAAAAUCUUUGUAUAGGAAAAAAGUAUAUAAAAAGCUAUUAUUAUUUAUAAAAUUAACUAUAACUCUCUUUUUUUUUAAAUCAAAGCAAAAUCAGUAAUAACUAACGGAAACGAAAAAAAGAAAGGAUUAGUUACAAUUAAUUCUGAUAGCAAUAACACAAACCCCCAUAUAAGGAAGGAAAAUGUUUUAAACAACUUGUCUUUUCUGUUGAAAACGAACCGCGAAUAGAGCAAGAAGAUUUUAGCGAAAAACAAAACGUAAACAAACGGUGAAUUGAUCAGCAACUUUUGUUAUUAUGUGUGUCUCAACUCGGGUAAAAGUGCAAACAAAGUAAGGGGGAAAAUCGGGCGAGAGAUGGACAUUUGCCUAUUCAGUCCCGGUUGGAUUUGGUCGAUUUGUGAACGAGGUACGAUGUUUGCUUUGAUUUGUCACGCACGGGAAUUGAGACAAGUGGUCCCAGAAACGGAUGGUAGCUUGGAAUGAAGCAGAUUUUUAAAUACAAGCAUAGUAGGUAGAUACUUUUCUCAGCAGGCGUGUGAGUUUUACUUUUUGAGUUGAAUGAGUUUGACUAUCUGCGUAGAGGAUGGAUAUUGAAACGAGGUUUUGGUCGCCGACUUAGGAGUCGUUCCGCAAUUCGACGACCCCGGGGAAGGCAAACUGUCUGUAUUCAACUGAACUAAGAGGAGAAAAAUUCGAUUUAUCAGUAAAAGAAACAGAUAUCAUACAUACAACUAGCUUUUUAUUAAAUUAUAAACUGAAAUAUUGCAAAAAAAAAAAACGUAUGUAUAAAACAAAAACUGGUCGCAAAAUUUGCUGUUAUAAUUAUCAUUGUAAUUAGCAUAGUGAACAAAAAAACGAUGUAACGUCAUGGAUCUAACGUAAUGUUUACCCCCAUCAAGUAGGCGUUUGUGCCGUGCGAAGCUCCCGAAUGAAACCAAGUAUUACCAUAGCAACCAGAUAAACAAAUUCUCUCACUCACACUGAGACAAAAAUAGAAA
Messenger RNA from Ochlerotatus camptorhynchus, 3922 nucleotides. It is a transcript of the gene Sdc, whose product is annotated as Syndecan. The record is from RefSeq and is a predicted model, not a curated record. Gene Ontology annotation, biological process: cell migration. Lineage: Eukaryota; Metazoa; Arthropoda; Insecta; Diptera; Culicidae. The transcript has 5 exons. Gene Ontology annotation, cellular component: membrane; cell surface. The coding region runs from base 970 to 1887 and encodes 305 amino acids.